GCGGCAACUCUCGCGAGACUGAGCGGUGACGGGGGCUGGGAGCAAGAUGGCGGCGGAGAGCGACCUGGGCAAGAAGUGGGACCGCUGCCUGGCCGACUCGGCCGUCAAGCUGGGUGCUGGUUUUGGUUUAGGAAUUGUUUUCUCAGUUACCUUCUUCAAAAGAAAGACGUGGCCUAUUGCUUUUGGGUCAGGAUUGGGAUUAGGAAUGGCUUAUUCCAAUUGUCAACAUGACUUCCAAUCUCCAUAUCUUCUCCAUGGCAAAUUUGUAAAAGAACAGUGACUAAUAUCCCAGUGGGAGGAAAGGAGAAAUCAUGGUUAUUCCUCAGGAAUAUUGAAGUGCCCCUGGAAUAAGCCACCGUUCUUCUGACACACUGCUACCAGUAACUCUUUAUACUCCAACAAACUGUAUUUGUUUCUGUAUUUGAAACAAUGCUCUGUCUCUUGUUUUGUAUUUUUUUUUGUCUGGAAGGUGCAAGAAGGAGCUCUUCUGAGAAAUAAAUAACUAAAAUAAA
Alligator sinensis (Chinese alligator) is the source of this 512-nucleotide messenger RNA. It is a transcript of the gene MICOS10, whose product is annotated as mitochondrial inner membrane organizing system 1. The record is from RefSeq and is a predicted model, not a curated record. NCBI's taxonomy places the organism in Eukaryota, Metazoa, Chordata, Crocodylia, Alligatoridae. The transcript is spliced from 4 exons. The coding region runs from base 47 to 280 and encodes 77 amino acids. Gene Ontology annotation, cellular component: MICOS complex; mitochondrion; mitochondrial inner membrane.